AUGGCCGGCAACCCUGAGCUGGAGCCUGGAAAGGGCUCCAUGAUUGACUCGGCAGAAGCACCUACAUUUAUUCACAAUGAGAACACACAUAUCGUGGCAAGCUUGAAAGCACCGGAACCGAAAGAUGGCGACACGGCCAUGGCCCUGUUUAACGAUGAAGAACUUCAGGAACCCGUGGAUCCAGUUGAGGCACGCAAACUGCUCUGGAAAAUUGACUUUAUGAUAUUACCGUAUCUAGCAACCACAUUGAGCUAUGCGGCAAUCUUUGGGAUCAAUGAAGACCUUAACCUUCACGGGACACAGUAUAGUUGGCUCAGUAGUAUUUUCUACUUUGGAUUCCUCGCCUGGGCGUUCCCGACAAACUUUCUCAUGCAAAGAUUGCCUAUAGGAAAAUACCUUGGAGCGAAUAUCUUCAUGUGGGGUGUUUUCCUGAUGAUCCAAGCCGCGUGUCACAAUUUCGCUACUCUUGCUGUGCUUCGAGCGCUGGGAGGAGCCGCAGAAGCUUGUGCAGAUCCUGCGUUUAUGCUCAUCACUAGUAUGUGGUAUACACGACGCGAACAACCUGUCCGUAUUGGUUUAUGGUAUACGGCCAACGGGCUUGGAAUUGCUCUCGGCGGUCUAUUAGGCUAUGGAAUCGGUCAUAUCAGAGGUGCACUUCCAUCGUGGAAGUACGAAUUUAUUGUGAUUGGCGCACUUUGCUCAGCCUGGGGAAUCGUCAUGUUCAUCUUCCUCCCUGAUUCACCGGUCUCGGCACCAGGCCUCACCCAAAGGGAGCGUCGAAUCGCAGUGGCGAGAAUACGAGAUAAUCAGACCGGUGUCGAAAACAAGCAUCUCAAGCCUUACCAGAUUCUCGAAGCGUUCCUAGACUACAAGAUAUAUUUCUUCUUCGCCCUCGGUCUAGUUUGCAAUAUUCCGAACGGCGGCAUAUCUAAUUUUGGAACCAUAAUCAUUAAAGGUUUCGGGUUUUCUACCCUAGUAACUACCUUGAUGCAGAUACCCUACGGAGCCCUGAUCGCACUCUCCAUUCUAGCCUGCGUAUAUCUCAACGACCGCUUCGAGAACAGACGCUGCGUCUUCAUCCUAAUCUUCCUCUUACCAAAUAUAGCAGGGGCAUUCGGCCUACGCUUCGUCCCGACAGAUCAACAAGUCGGCCGACUAAUCUGCUAUUACUUAACAGGCCCUUACAACGCAGCCUUCGUUCUGGUCCUGAGUAUGCAAGUCGCAAACACAGCUGGCCACACAAAGAAAGUAGUCACAAACGCAGUCCUCUUCCUGGGGUACUGCACCGGAAACAUCGCCGGUCCAUUCUUCUACAAGGAGAGCCAGAAACCAACCUACGAGCUUGGCAUCUGGUCCAUGAUCGUUUCGCAUCUUAUUGAAGCUGUCCUCAUCAGUAUCUUGGGUCUUCUGCUUCGCUGGGAGAAUAGAAAGAGGGAUAAGAUACAGUCUCAGAUGGAAGGCGGGCUGGAAGGUAGAGAUCUGGAUGCGACUGCUUUCUUGGAUCUGACGGAUAGGGAGAACUUGAAGUAUGUUUUUUUCUCGUUUUAUCGUGUUGAUUGUGUGCGGUGUUUAUGCUAA
This is a messenger RNA of Aspergillus pseudonomiae, 1578 nucleotides long. Its product is annotated as putative MFS allantoate transporter. The record is from RefSeq and is a predicted model, not a curated record. Gene Ontology annotation, biological process: transmembrane transport. Gene Ontology annotation, cellular component: membrane. The transcript has 9 exons. NCBI's taxonomy places the organism in Eukaryota, Fungi, Ascomycota, Eurotiomycetes, Eurotiales, Aspergillaceae. Gene Ontology annotation, molecular function: transmembrane transporter activity. Bases 1 to 1578 code for a protein of 525 amino acids.